This is a messenger RNA of Paraglomus occultum, 291 nucleotides long. NCBI's taxonomy places the organism in Eukaryota, Fungi, Glomeromycota, Glomeromycetes, Paraglomerales, Paraglomeraceae. The record is from the annotation of a GenBank genome assembly.
AUGACUAUUACCGUGCUUACUAAAAAAAUAAGCAGUCUACAUAAGCGUGCCAAGUUAAUUGAGGAUGGUGUUUUACUCGAUAGCACGAACUUGGACCUAGGACUUAUUUACCACUUAAAUAAGCGGUUUACUGAUGACAGAAACGAACUCGUUAUGGAAGCAUGUAUAAAAGUGAUGGAGGAAGAGUAUAAUGUCCAGGAUAAAGACACGAAUAGUGCAGACGUAUUUUGUAACGUUAAAGCGUGCAGCAGGGAAAUCAGGGAAGAUGAAGAACGAAGCGACUCGAAGUAG